Molecule: messenger RNA, 2049 nt
Organism: Brassica oleracea var. oleracea
Lineage: Eukaryota; Viridiplantae; Streptophyta; Magnoliopsida; Brassicales; Brassicaceae
Product: auxin transporter protein 1-like
Exons: 9
Coding region: 286-1767 (493 amino acids)
Cellular component (GO): plasma membrane
Source: RefSeq, a predicted model, not a curated record
CAUCUUAUAGUUAUUUUAGCUACUUCAUUCCUUUUUUUGCUCUGAUCAAAGAAAGUCUUUCUCCUUCUUUCCAUAACUCUCUCUCUCUCUCCUCUGCUGCCAUCUUCUGGGUUCAUGCUCUGUUUCUUGAAGUCAGAGAAAGAUAGAGAGAGUGGAUAUUUGUUUAUUUAAAAGAAAGAGCAAGUGAGAACUAAAGGACCCUAUCAGUUUUGGUCUUUGUUUGCUUCUGAUUCCUUCUCACCUUCUUCUUCUCUUCUCUAAAAGAGAUAACAUCUAAAGGCAAAAAUGUCGGCGGGAGUGAGUCAUGGUGAAGAGGCGAUAGUCUCAAGCGGAAAUGACAACGAAGGAGAACAGAUCACCGGCAACCACACCGGAAAAACCGACGAGUACGACCCCUCUAGCGGUUCUGCACUAAGCAACUUCCUCUGGCACGGUGGCUCGGUCUGGGACGCUUGGUUCAGCUGCGCAUCUAACCAGGUGGCCCAAGUGCUUCUGACGUUGCCUUACUCGUUCAGUCAACUAGGGAUGUUGUCAGGAAUAGUGUUACAGAUCUUCUAUGGUUUACUCGGAAGCUGGACUGCUUAUCUCAUCAGUGUUCUCUACGUUGAGUACCGAGCUCGUAAAGAGAAAGAAGGCAAAAGCUUCAAAAACCACGUUAUUCAGUGGUUCGAAGUACUUGAUGGACUACUCGGUUCAUACUGGAAAGCAAUAGGACUCGCAUUUAAUUGCACUUUCCUCUUGUUUGGAUCUGUAAUCCAACUCAUUGCUUGUGCCAGUAACAUUUAUUACAUAAACGAUCACUUGGACAAGAGAACAUGGACUUAUAUAUUCGGCGCGUGCUGUGCAACCACUGUGUUUAUACCAUCGUUCCAUAACUACCGUAUCUGGUCAUUCCUCGGCUUGGGUAUGACCACUUACACCGCCUGGUACUUAGCCAUCGCCUCCAUUAUCCACGGCCAGACGGAAGGUGUGAAGCACACAGGUCCGACGAAGCUAGUGCUUUAUUUUACCGGAGCUACCAAUAUCUUGUAUACCUUUGGUGGUCACGCGGUUACUGUUGAGAUCAUGCAUGCAAUGUGGAAACCACAAAAGUUUAAGUACAUUUACUUGAUGGCGACGUUAUACGUUUUCACACUGACGAUUCCGUCAGCUUCCGCCGUUUACUGGGCCUUCGGAGACGCACUUCUCGACCACUCCAACGCGUUCUCUCUUCUCCCCAAGAACCGAUGGCGUGACGCUGCCGUUAUCCUCAUGCUCAUUCACCAGUUUAUAACGUUCGGAUUUGCUUGUACCCCGCUCUACUUUGUGUGGGAGAAAGUGAUAGGGAUGCAUGACACAAAGAGCAUUUGCUUGAGGGCUUUAGCUAGAUUGCCUGUGGUUAUACCGAUAUGGUUCCUAGCUAUUAUCUUUCCGUUCUUCGGUCCAAUCAAUUCAGCUGUGGGUGCUCUUCUGGUUAGCUUCACCGUGUAUAUCAUCCCCUCCCUCGCUCACAUGCUCACUUACCGAUCUGCCUCCGCUCGUCAGAAUGCGGCGGAGAAGCCACCGUUCUUCUUACCUAGCUGGACGGCGAUGUACGUGUUAAACGCUUUCGUGGUGAUAUGGGUUCUAAUAGUUGGUUUCGGGUUCGGUGGAUGGGCUAGUGUAACCAACUUUGUUCGUCAAGUCGACACUUUUGGUCUCUUUGCUAAGUGUUACCAAUGUAAAUCACCGGUUCCAGCUGCAGCAGCUGCGCACGCUCCGGUCGCCGCUUUACACCACCGCCUUUGAGAAAUCUAGCCUGCAGGGUUUGAUGCUUUUGUGAAGUUUUAUUAUAAAUUAUUUGUUCUUCUUUUGUGUUUUGUGUACGUAUACGGGAGGGAGUAAAAGUCACGAAAAUAGUGUACUUUUUACGCAUCCCCUUUGCAUGCGUGUUAAAGCUCUUAAUUUUUUUUCUUUGAGGUUUUGUAUGUUUUCACUCCUUAGGUCGAUAAUAUAGUAGCGUGUGAUUUCUUAAUUUGGUAUUGUGAAAACAAUAGGCUAAAAGAAAUGUAUCGUCUUCUCUUCUUUUUA